GCGGUGUUCAAUUUUGCUGGUGAUCUGUGACUUUUGACGAUUUUCAGUUUAUGAAUGUUUACAUGCUUGGGUCCAAGAGUGUUAUUAUGCCCCAUCUGGGCGUAUCGUUCCCUGAAUCGCUCGGCAUGGCACUAGACGAACAACAGAAGCUCCUUACAUCAGUUGCAGGUGGACGGUCGCAACUAUCCGUUACAGUGGUCGAAGUGGGUGGCAGCACCCCUAGUCCCAUUUCUGAUAGAAGCACACAACAAUUGCUGCAAACACCCCUGGAAAGUGGACCGGCUUCGUGUUGCCAGGGACUAAAUGCCGCUUCGUUGCUUUUGGAAAGCCCCCCCAAAUGGGGCGAAGCUGCCCGUUACGCUUCCAAACAACAUCGAAAGAUUGCUGGGAGGGCCACAUUUCAAGGACAAGUCUACAACUUCCUGGAACGUCCAGAUAACUGGAAAUGUUUCGUCUAUCACAUUAUAGUGUUUAUGCUAGUUUUAGUUUGUCUCAUAUUUAGCGUCUUGUCAACGAUAGACACGUAUUCAAAUUUCGCCAACGAAACUCUUUUUUGGAUGGAAAUUUGUCUGGUCGUCUUCUUUGGGGUUGAGUAUUUAGUUAGACUGUGGUCCGCAGGAUGCAGGUCCAAAUAUAUGGGAUUUUGGGGAAGAUUACGGUUCAUUCGCAAACCUAUUUGUAUUAUAGAUUUAAUCGUGGUAGUGGCUUCGAUUGUGGUCCUCACGCUUGGUUCCAAUGGGCAGGUGUUCGCCACGUCUGCCAUACGAGGGAUUAGAUUCCUUCAAAUUCUUCGUAUGUUGCAUGUUGACAGGCAGGGCGGUACUUGGAGACUGUUGGGGUCAGUUGUGUUCAUCCACAGGCAGGAACUAAUAACUACGUUGUACAUCGGUUUUCUCGGCCUAAUCUUCAGUAGCUACUUCGUAUAUCUCGCCGAAAAAGACGCUGUUGGUGCUGAUGGGAAGAACACCGGUGAUUUCUCCAGUUAUGCGGACGCACUUUGGUGGGGCGUGAUCACCGUCACCACCAUAGGGUACGGCGACACCGUUCCCCGCACCUGGAUGGGCAAAAUCGUCGCCUCAUGUUUCAGUGUCUUCGCCAUUUCGUUUUUCGCUCUUCCAGCAGGCAUCCUCGGAUCCGGAUUCGCAUUAAAAGUUCAACAAAAACAACGCCAAAAGCACUUUAACAGGCAGAUCCCGGCCGCGGCGAUGUUGAUUCAAUGUUUGUGGCGAUGUUAUGCGGCCGAUAAAAGCUUCAACUCCACCGCAACAUGGCAGCUCUACGUGAAGGACAGUAAUUCUACGAUGCAAGUAUCCAACGCCUCAUCGAGUGGCGGCACAUGCUCCAACAUCCCGCUUUCUAAAUCCCUAAUAUUGCAGGUGGCCAAGAAGGCGUCGGUGCUGAAGCGCCGCAAAUCGAGGAACCGGAUGGAGUCGACGGGACCAGGCACACCGGACACUCCCGUCCAGCCGACGUCGGCGUCGCAGCUGCCGAACUCGGCCGCCUCUGACGCCGACGUCGUUUUCUAUAUGGAAGAACCUAAAGCAGGUACGCCGAAUAGGGUGAGAAGGGGCGAACGUGAAAGUGUCCGCGGUGCUAUAUUCACCAGCCAAACAAGCACUGUGACAGAGGCGCCCAGCGAUGAAAUCGACGACCUCGACGGAGAACUACCUAGAGUUACCCAAUUAACCGAAGCACAUAAAAAUGCCAUCCGGGCCAUAAGAAAAAUAAAAUACUUCGUGGCCAGGAGGAAGUUCCAACAGGCCAGGAAACCCUAUGACGUGCGCGACGUGAUUGAACAAUACAGCCAAGGACAUCUCAACAUGAUGGUCAGGAUUAAGGAGUUACAGAGGCGUUUGGAUCAGACGCUCGGCAAACCAGGAAGCUAUCUAGCAGGAAUCGACCGCGUCGGCAACGUGAAACCUAUGACUGUGGGGGCCAGACUUUACAGGGUAGAACAACAGUUGGGAUCAUUGGAUAAAAAGUUGGAUACUUUAACCCAUAUUUUAAAUAUCCUGACCCAAAAACAACAAGGAACUGUUGCCAUUCGACCAUUAGAAGACGACGUAUAAACAAGUAUUCAAUAAGAAGUAUUUAUUAUAUAUUAUUUAUAUAAAUUUAUUUUCUAACAUUAUAUAUGCUAUCA
Messenger RNA from Aethina tumida (small hive beetle), 2143 nucleotides. RefSeq names its product potassium voltage-gated channel subfamily KQT member 1-like. The record is from RefSeq and is a predicted model, not a curated record. NCBI's taxonomy places the organism in Eukaryota, Metazoa, Arthropoda, Insecta, Coleoptera, Nitidulidae. Gene Ontology annotation, molecular function: voltage-gated potassium channel activity. The transcript is spliced from 15 exons. Gene Ontology annotation, cellular component: voltage-gated potassium channel complex; membrane. Bases 51 to 2069 code for a protein of 672 amino acids. Gene Ontology annotation, biological process: potassium ion transport; transmembrane transport.